UUCGACACAAACUACAAUGGCAGCCAAGCUGAUCCUCGUCCUCUGCGCUCAGGCGCUCUUCGUGCAGACUGCAUUCAGCCAGUGCUGGGGUCGCGCACCUAUCGCUGGUCCUGCGUGCGGCUCAGCCUCGGCAGGCUUGGCGGCUCCUGGUCUCAUCGCCUCAGGGCGGGGAGCGUCCGGCUGUGCUGGUAACAGCUGGGCUGGCAACGGUAUGAUUGGUCUGGACAUCAUCCCCACCAGUGGCGGAGCUCUGCCUGUCUCCAGCGUGUCCUCCAUCGCUCCCAGCGGCCUCUCCAUAAACUCAGAGAAUGUGUUUGAUGGUGCUCUGUCCGUGGCUGGUGAGCUGCCGUUCGUGAGUGCUGUGGCUUUGGAGGGCGUGCUGGCAAGCGGCGGUGCUGGCGCCGUCAGCUACAGCUGCGGUAACGGUGUUACUGCUAUUGAGAGCAUCGCUCCUGCUGGAGCCUAUGGUGGUGCAGGUGCCUAUGGCGCUGCGUCUGCCUCAGGACUUGCUGCUGGCUAUGGACUCGGCUCUGGUGCUAUCGGUCUUCCUGGCCGUGGUCUGGGCUACGGAGCUCGCGGCUGUGGAUGUGGACAGUAAAUCUCAUCACCAACAGACUGAUAAAUGAAAUAAACUGAAAUACUAUGCAAAUUA
This is a messenger RNA of Helicoverpa zea (corn earworm), 652 nucleotides long. RefSeq names its product chorion class B protein Ld34-like. The record is from RefSeq and is a predicted model, not a curated record. NCBI's taxonomy places the organism in Eukaryota, Metazoa, Arthropoda, Insecta, Lepidoptera, Noctuidae. Gene Ontology annotation, cellular component: egg chorion. Gene Ontology annotation, biological process: multicellular organism development; chorion-containing eggshell formation. The transcript has 2 exons. Gene Ontology annotation, molecular function: structural constituent of egg chorion. The coding region runs from base 17 to 598 and encodes 193 amino acids.